GUGCAGCUGGAGAGACCAGGACGCUUCCGUAAUUUUGCGGGUCCUUUUGUGUUUCUCUGAGUCCCGAGCUCCAGUUCUUUUCUUCAGGGCUCUGCGUUCUCUGCUCCUAGAGGCCAAGCCUCUGUGGCCUUGUGUUCUGCGGGUAUUCACAGAUUUAUGGCUAAAAGACCGGGAUCCCCUGGAAGCCGAGAAAUGAGACUGUUGACAUUCAGAGACAUAGCUAUAGAAUUCUCUCUGGUGGAAUGGCAAUACCUGGAUCAUGCUCAGCAGAAUUUAUAUAGAGAUGUGAUGUUAGAGAACUACAGAAACCUGGUUUCCCUGGGUAUUGCUGACUCUAAGCCAGACUUGAUUACCUGUCUGGAGCAAAAUAAAGAGUAUUGGAAUAUAAAGAGAAAUGAGAUGGUAGCCAAACACCCAGUUACGCGUUCUUAUUUCACCCAAGACCUUCAUCCAGAGCAGGGCAUAAAAGAUUCACUCCAAAAAGUAACACCGAGAACAUAUGGAAAAUGUGGACAUGAGAAUUUACAAUUUAAAAAAUGCUGUAAAAAUGUGGAGAUACCAAUUUUUCCUGAAUGUCUCAGAGUGAAUACUGGGAACUGAGAAUGCUCAGUGUUUGGAGUUGAUUACUGGAAACAUAGUUAACACAUUUCUUCUAUAUUAUAAAGAAAUUUUAUGAAUCUUACUCUGCCUCAGAAAGGCUUUUAGUAAAAGAUUGCUCAUGU
Molecule: messenger RNA, 722 nt
Organism: Nomascus leucogenys (northern white-cheeked gibbon)
Lineage: Eukaryota; Metazoa; Chordata; Mammalia; Primates; Hylobatidae
Product: zinc finger protein 479-like
Exons: 5
Coding region: 157-600 (147 amino acids)
Biological process (GO): regulation of DNA-templated transcription
Source: RefSeq, a predicted model, not a curated record